GGGACAACGGAUCCGAACAGGCGCAACAGGCACAGCUUGAGAAUCCACCACUCCAGCACAACGGCAAGCUGACCAGCAGAAGCACCUCUCGAAGACACGCAAGACUGUUCAUCGGCGGCGAGUCCACCGCGACAGCUAGGCAGCAUGUGGGACGACGAGGACAACAAUCCGUACGGCGCUUUCGAGCGUCGCGACUCGGAAACAAGCGAGAUACUAUCGCCCACAGAGCGCUAUCACCGACCGUCAACCCCACCGUCCGGCCACUCCUCGCCGGAGCAAACACCACACUUCAUGUCGAGAUCGACCGACCUGAGCGACGAAGAUCUGAACGAUGACCGACGGUCCGGGGUGAAGGUACAGCCCAAGGAGGGUGGCUACGACAGCAGGAUCGAACAGAUCCUGUACGAACACCCCGAACUACAGAUCGAGAUCGUCCAGGCAGGCAAGAAUACUGAGGGCGGCGGCGGCUACAUCACUUACACGAUUCGGACUGGCGAGGUCGUGGUGCGUAGGCGCUACUCUGAGUUCGCUUCGUUACGGCAAACACUGGUCAACCUACAUCCAACGCUCGUCAUUCCACCGAUUCCCGAGAAACACAGCAUAGCAGACUAUGCCGCGAAGCCGACCAAGGCCAAGGAGGAUGCUGGCAUCAUAGAGCUACGAAUGCGAAUGCUGGCGACGUUCUUGAACAGGUGCAGGCGCAUGAAGGAAGUGCGAGAGGAUGGGGUAUGGUGGAGAUUCCUGGACCCCAAUGUGAGCUGGAGCGAAGUACUGCACUCGCAUCCAGCCGCCAGCAUACCCAAGAACAACCUCAAAGCGCCUCCUCUUGAUCCGGCCAACCCAACUACCGCCCACCAGUGGCUGCCGGUCCCCUCGGCAAACGCCAAGUUGCGCUCUUCUUCUGGCUCGUCGGCUUCAGGAACACCCACAUCUCCGCCCCGUGUUGCAGCCACCCCUUCGGCAGCUGCACACUCGACACCUCAGAUACAGUAUGCUCGCUUCCCGCCGCUCAAUCAGAACUUGAGUGAAGGCGAGCUCGAUCCGUAUUUCUCUUCUUUUGAAAACAGCUCCAAAGAACUGGAAACUCUCCUGACCGGAUCCAUGGAGAAGGUCAACGCCCGCCUGCUGCGACAUCUUGCCAGUCUCGGAGAUGAUUUGAUGGACCUCGGAGCUCGAUACAAUGCCUUUUCUCUCUCCGAGCAGUCUACGAGCGUAGCACAUGCGAUUGAAAAAGCUGGUCAGGCGUGCGAUUUCACGUACAUACAAUCGCGUGAUCUGAACUCUGCACUGAGCGCAGGCUUCGCUGAGCCAAUGCGAGAAAGCGCGCAGUUCGCAAGUGUAGUGCGAAGCGUGCUCAAGUAUCGGGUGUUGAAGCGCGUACAGGAAGAGAUGACACGGGACGAGCUGGAGAGGAAGAAGUCGAAGCUUGCACAGUUGGAGCAGAGUGAGAUUGAAGCGAAGCGCAUUGAGCAAUACAUGACGUCUUCCGGGAUCCAUAACAUACCCCGACGAAGUGCGAGCAGUGGCAGCAAUCGCAAUAGACCGAGCACCAGCGAUGGUGACAAUGCGUCGGUCGACAGUGACUUCCCGCCCAGUGGAGGUGAGCCUGCGUCUGCGGCAGAGCAUGACACCCCUCAGGAGCCAUACGGCAGCCCACCCGCCAGGUCUGCGAGCAAUGGUGGACAUAAACGGGGCUCUAGCGGCAUCGUCAACAAGAUCUUUGGUCGUGUCACGCACACGAUACAAGGAGUCACCGACCAAGAUCCAGAGCGUGCACGACGGGAUGACCUGGGCAAGACCAAGGAGAGUCUUGUCCAGCUGGAGCAAGCGCUCGACGUCUCCCAAAAGGAUGUUAAGGACGCCAGUCAGGGUGUGCUGCAAGACCUCCGCAGGUUCCAGGGGACCAAAGAGGAUGACCUGCGAAUGUACAUGCUCAACUUUGCCAAAGCCCAUAUCGAGUGGUCGAAGCGCAGCCUCGACGAGUGGCAAAAGGCAAAGAUGGAAAUCAACAAGAUUGAAGUCAGAGGGCUCUAACCGGUGCACAGCAGCAACGUCUUGUUCACGUCCUUUUUCUUGAUGAUGAUGAUGGGAACUUUUUGUCUUCGCGCACCUGUAUGCCAGUCAGCUGUGUCGACGACAGAAGGAAGGAAGGAAAGGUUAUAACGAUAAUGAACUGUGUCAUUUCAGUAGGUACAGGUCAAAGUAGGUAGGUAGAUAGGAGGGUCAUUGUACCAACCACUACCUUACCUCACCUACCUGUACCUACUACUGGCCCAUUGGCCGAAGCAUCUAUCUCAAAACGAGACACAAAUGUAUUCGCCAGCAUUGAUUUUGCAGGAAAUCACGAUAGAGAGGAACCGUUAAUGGCUGGCAUACGGCUGAGAUAGCACGAGUAGCUACCCACCUACCUAGCAACCGGCAGCACUUCUUCGC
Molecule: messenger RNA, 2433 nt
Organism: Sphaerulina musiva SO2202
Lineage: Eukaryota; Fungi; Ascomycota; Dothideomycetes; Mycosphaerellales; Mycosphaerellaceae
Product: autophagy protein Atg20
Exons: 3
Coding region: 145-2034 (629 amino acids)
Biological process (GO): retrograde transport, endosome to Golgi
Molecular function (GO): phosphatidylinositol binding
Source: RefSeq, a predicted model, not a curated record